AUGCUGGUGUUUCUGCUUCUCUCUCAGAUCUCCCUCUCAGGUGGCGUGCAGAGUGGCAUCUUUGGUGGUCGUAUGGCCAAGCCCCACUCCAGACCCUACAUGGCCUCACUGCAGACACGGAGACACCACGGGUGUGGAGGAGUGCUGAUCAGAGAGGACUACGUGCUGACUGCUGCACACUGUUAUAAUCGCAGGUGUGAGCGUGCUCACGACGUAGUGCUGGGCGCCCACAACAUCAGUAAGCAGGAGAAGAGCCAACAGCACAUUGGCAUCUCUGAGUUCAUCCCUCACCCAAAGUACCCCAAGAAGACGCUUCGCAAUGACGACCCCAGGACUCGAGAGCAUGACAUCAUGCUGUUGAAGCUGAAGACAAAGGCUACGCUGAACAAGUUUGUGAAGGUGUUGGAGCUCCCUAAAACAUAUGGGAAGAUCCGUGCGGGGGAGCAGUGUGAGGUGGCUGGGUGGGGGAAGAGGGUCCUCGGGCGAGAAGCAGAGAGUGUCCUGUACGAGGCUGAAGUCAUGCUGGACAAGACAGCGAACUGUGAAGCGAAAUGGCAGCAGUAUUACAACCAGGACCAGAUGACCUGCAGCGUCCCUGACGGCAGAGGAGGAUUCUGUCAGGGUGAUUCUGGAGGUCCUCUCAUCUGUGGAAAGGGCAAGGCCAAGGUCCUGUAUGGAGUCACAGCCUACACAGGUGCACCAUGUGAUACCCCAGAAUACCCAGAAGUCUACAUGAGAGUCCCCUACUUCCUGCCCUGGAUCAAAGACGUUAUUGGUGUGAAUGAUGCUCUGUAG
Alosa alosa (allis shad) is the source of this 795-nucleotide messenger RNA. RefSeq names its product granzyme B-like. The transcript is spliced from 5 exons. Lineage: Eukaryota; Metazoa; Chordata; Actinopteri; Clupeiformes; Clupeidae. The coding region runs from base 1 to 795 and encodes 264 amino acids. The record is from RefSeq and is a predicted model, not a curated record. Gene Ontology annotation, molecular function: serine-type endopeptidase activity. Gene Ontology annotation, biological process: proteolysis.